Dermacentor albipictus is the source of this 3298-nucleotide messenger RNA. Its product is annotated as polycystin-1-like protein 2. NCBI's taxonomy places the organism in Eukaryota, Metazoa, Arthropoda, Arachnida, Ixodida, Ixodidae. The record is from RefSeq and is a predicted model, not a curated record. Gene Ontology annotation, molecular function: protein binding.
AACGAAGGCUGCGAACGGGCGCGCUUGCACGCUGUACCCGGAGUCCAACGAAUUCUCGCCUUCAGAGUACUACUGGUCCCGUCUUGUUGACAAGAGCUGCGUGAUCACAUCUAACACAAGAGCUGUUAGGUGCAAGGCUCGUGGAAGCCCCGUCUCGUCAUUUCGGCCAACCGCCCGGUGCCUACAGCUGCAGCCGUACCGACUCGAGCGCCAACGAAGGAGCAUGCGGCGGGCGGCGGCCUUCCUGCUGCUGUCAGCUCUGGUUUCGACCGCUGGCGCUGCCGAGCCCAUGCGCUGCAUCGUGCAGCCCACCCACGGCUCGGUGCUGGAGACGAGCUUCCUCGUGGGCUGCACGGGAGGAGAGGAGGGCGUCCCACUGCGCGUCUACCUGCGGGACCAUGCCACUGCCGGCCCCUACCAGGGUCGCCUUGUGCACGUACUUCCGGGUCCUGGCGCGUACCGCGUAAAACUGCCCAUGGGCGACGCCGAGCAGGCUUACGCCAUGGGGCUGCACGUGCACGGCGCCGAUUCGCCACCCACGAACGUCACCGUGACGCCGCCGCACCACUGCGAACCACUCGCACAACUGGUGGCGACCCCUGGAGGCGACGUGCCCGUUGACAGUUCCGUGCACCCGACGCUCUCUCUGGUGGCGGUAGCGGCGAGCUACGCAGCCGCCUGCGGACACUCGCCGGACUCGACGUCGGCGCUGCUUCUACCGCUGCUCCAGAGGGCGAGGGUGCGCACGCCGCUGCAGCUGGAGCACGGCGCCGAAGCACUGCGCGCUCUGGGAUUCGCAAUCGCAGGGCUGUCUUCUCCCGGCGGGCAGCUGGGCGUGACCAGGCUGGCGUCCCGUUGGGCGAGCGCCCUGCGCUCGCGGAGUCUGCUGUCGGCGCCGCAGCAGCCCAGGCUCGCCUCGUCUGUGGCACUGCUGCGCGCCGUGGCCACGCUGCACGGCAACGCGGUGCGAGAUUCCUCGUCGUGCCACCACGGUCCGUCCAGGACUGUGCCCAGAGCUCUGCUGUCGACGCUGGACGAAGUGCAGCGUACCCUGGCGUCCUCGGUGCAGGACUCGCUGUCGCUGCACCUGUCCGGCUACGGGGUGUGCGUACGCGGUGCGCAACCACGCGAGCGCGUCACCACACUGGGGCUGCCCAACGGAAGCGUUGUCAACUUGGAGCCAGCCUCAGCUGCCAGAUGCCUCGUAAUGGAUGUGAGUCCGUUCCCGUGCGCGGACGACUCGCUGCUGAACACGCAGUUCGUGAUGGUCAAGCGGGCUGACGGCCACUCGGCGGAUCAGGCGUCGGUAAUGGUCGAGCUGUUCCUGCGGAAGCGGCGGCCCGACUCACCGCUGGCCACAAAUAACCGCGCGUACGCCAGUCGCGGCCUCGUCACGCUGCACAAGUUGGACGUGCCGGCAGCCGCGGCGGGAUUCGACCUGCUCGUCCAUUUGGAGCCGGAGAGGCCCAUAGAUCUGCUGCAGGUGACGUUCAGCGCUGGUCGCGAGCCCACGGAGGCCGAGCUCCUGCGCAGCCCCGGUCCCGAGUGGCGCUCCAACCGCACGCUGGUGCCGCGGGUGGCUCUGGGCGGCCGCCCGCUGUUCGUGGCCGUUCGCCUGAAGCUGGAGUGGGGUGUGGGCGCCCUGCGCCCCGCCGACCCGCGUCGCGUCCGCUACCGGCUGUGGACCGCGCUGGUGGCUUGCCGCAGCUGGCGGCGACCCGCGUGGUCGGGACGAGGCUGCGCCGCGGUUCUCGACUCGUCGCUGGAGACGCUGCACUGCCGCUGCUCGCACCUGUCGUGGUUCUCCGGCGCCCACUGGGUGGCGCCGAACGAGAUAUCCUGGCGGAAGGUGUCGCGCGGCGUCCGCGAGCGCCACCUGCUGGUCAGCAGCUGCGUGUUGGCCCUGUGGCUUCUGUACGGCGCCGUGCUGCUAUGGGCUCGCCGAGCAGACCAGCGGGACGAAGUCUACAACACGGUGACCGACCUGCAACAGAAUCUGCCCACCGACCAGCAACCCUACAUAGUCACCAUCAUCACCGGCUUCCGUCGCAACGCCGGCACCACCAGCAAGGUGUGGCUGCAACUGGUUGGCUCGGAGGGCUCGUCGCGCACCUUCCUGCUGAAGGACGAGAACGUGAAUCCGGGCACGCUGCAGCGCAAGUCCGAGGACUACUUCCUGGCCACCACCGAGCGUGCUCUGGGAGAAAUCACCGAGGUGGUGUUCACCCUCGAGGCCCGCGGCACCCGCGCUCCGUGGUUCCUGCACACUGUGGUGGUGCAGGACAUGCUCGAAGACCUGGUCUGGGUGUUCUUCGUCGAGCAGUGGCUGCAGCCGGAAGGGGGAGAUCAGGAUUCUCCCAAGAGUUUCCGCUUCCGGCCAGCCGACGGACAGCAGCAGGCAGACUUCUGGACACUCUUUCGGCGCCGUCUGCAGCGACAUUUCUUCACGGGCCACACGUGGUUUAACGUGAUCGCGCGCUACCGCAGCUCCAAGUUCACGCGCGCCCAGCGCGUCACCUGCGCGCUAUUCGUCAUCUUGUCGGCCAUGAUGUUCAACGUCAUGUACCACGACGUGGACACGAGUUCAGACGGCGAGCACCUCAGCUUCUUCGAGGUGCCCGUGCACCUCAACGACUUCCUGCUUGGGCUCCAGGUGAGCCUGGUGACGGUGCCGCUGGGCGUGUUCGUCAUCUUCGUGUUCAGCAACUGCCGCCCGCGGCCCCUGAGCGCCGCGCCCGAGCGCCGCCGGCCGCGCAUCUCGCUGUUCAGCUACCUGGACAACCUGUCGCACAACUACUCCGAGUCGCGCAGCGAGCACCGCACUCAGAUGCUGCAGGAGUAUGCGCGGCUUGUGCGCGAAGGUCGACGGGGCCUGCUGCCCUGGUGGUUCCAGCUGGUCGGCUGGGUGGUGGCGCUCGCCGGCUCCCUCGUGUGCUCGGCGGUGAUCUGCCUGUACGGCUUCUCGUACGGCGACAAGCGCUCCAAGGAGUGGCUCUUCCGGUCGCUCACGGGCCUGCUCCACAACGAGAUCAUCCUGGAGCCGCUCAAGGUGAUCCUCAUCUCGGCCUGCCUCGCCCGGCUCAUCCCGAGGCCACCGGAAGUGGACGACUACAGCCUCCGCAACACGCUCACCGAGCUGCCGGAAGACCUGAGGCCCUGAUGCGCCGCGCUCGAGGAAGCGCGGACUGCUCGAAGAACUGUGGCGCAGUUUUCUGUGCGCAUUUCCUAGAAUGGAAAUAGACAUUUCGGUUCAUUUUCAAAUUUAUAGAAUAAGUAAUAAAUGAUUAACGUACCCGUC